Bombyx mori (domestic silkworm) is the source of this 564-nucleotide messenger RNA. Its product is annotated as chymotrypsin. The coding region runs from base 1 to 564 and encodes 187 amino acids. Lineage: Eukaryota; Metazoa; Arthropoda; Insecta; Lepidoptera; Bombycidae. The record is from RefSeq and is a predicted model, not a curated record. The transcript is spliced from 2 exons. Gene Ontology annotation, biological process: proteolysis. Gene Ontology annotation, molecular function: serine-type endopeptidase activity.
AUGGAUCCGUUCAUCAUUGAUGGUGAACACGUGAAGAUAGAGAGGCAGCCCCAUGCAGCGUUUAUGGGGACCAGUUGCCUUCUAGACGGUGAAGUCAGUAAUUGGAGGUGCGGUGCUUCGAUAAUCACUCAAAACAUAGUCAUGACAGCGGCACAUUGCUUGAAGUGUUGCGGAAAUGGUAUUAUUAAAGGAAUCUUAAUUAACACCGGCCACGAGAACAAGGAUCUAGGUAUAACGUCAUCGGGUCAUAAAUACGCAAUACAUUCUGGCCAUGACAGCGAAUCAGCGGUGUAUGAUAUAGCGCUGGUGCUGCUAAAAACACAGUUAAAGCUAAGCGCGAACUGCAGCAGAGUUGCGCUCAUGAAAUACCCACCGUAUGACGAAGAAGCUUACGUUUCCGGCUGGGGAUUUGUUAAUGAAGAGAAACAGAUCGCGACGAAUUACCUUCAAGAAGCUAGAGAGAAGAUUAUGACCAGAAAAUCAUGUUCUCAAAUUCUCAGACAUACCGCACUUAAUGGCAUCAUUUGCAGCGUAAAUAAUCAUAAUGGCCCCGUUGCCCUGUAA